Podospora anserina S mat+ is the source of this 1107-nucleotide messenger RNA. RefSeq lists its product as uncharacterized. Lineage: Eukaryota; Fungi; Ascomycota; Sordariomycetes; Sordariales; Podosporaceae. The coding region runs from base 1 to 1107 and encodes 368 amino acids. The record is from RefSeq and is a predicted model, not a curated record. The transcript is spliced from 2 exons.
AUGCGGAGAGAUGAUGAUGCUGUGAGAAGAAAUAUCUGGUGUAUUUAUACUGAGACUAACUCGGAUGACGACGACUGUCCCGACGACAAGCCUGAAUGCCCUAAGCCCGACUGCGAAGGCAAUUACCUCGACCUUUGCACCAAGGAGCCCAUCAUCAACUGCCCUUGCGACGUGUGCCUCAAAGUCGAAGACGUCUUUUGCGAAGAUGAGGCUUGUAUGGGAGUGGGCGAGGAUAAAAAUCUCCAGGGAACGUGCCUCGUAGACAACAGUCUCGAAAACUGCCCAUGCACCUGGCCUCCCUGCCCAGUCUCAAAAGUGGACUUGAACGAUGGAAGCAAAGAAGAACGGCCGCACCCCUUGUUAUGCGAUACCUGCGACGGUUCCCUCGGUUUUCUCGAACCCGAGCCCAACAUUUCCAACACCACCGACAUAGAAGUUCAAGCCCCGGCAUUGGCCACGUCAGGCGAUCAUGACUUUUACUUCGAUCUCGACACAACUGCCCAGCUCGCCAACGCCUCCUGUCCUCUCAAGUCACCGGGCGCACGGAGGACUGGUCCAGACGCUCCGGGUGAUAACUACUACACUCCCGGUUCCGUGGAAUCAGCCAUUGAGUACUUUUGUAAUGAAUACGCAAACAAGGACGACAUAGUGCGCAUAUCCGAUCUCUUCUUAGUGGCCACCCCCCAGGACGACUAUCCAGAACACCGAGUCCCAACCUGGAUCAGCGCGCGGAACUGGACAGACCACCCAAAUAGGCAUGAGUGCGACAAGACAAGCCUGAUGGCCAACCACACUCUCCAAGCCAGCGAGUGUAAUCUGGCCUUGAAGCAGGCCAACUUUACGUGCUCUGGUGACAACGCGGACCUCACCCGUGGAGGAAGCCGGCCAGGGUACUGCCUUGCCUACGAGAUCGUCACUUCGGAGACUUAUAACCGGGACUACAGGCUGUUGGAGGCGGAGAAUACUGGUGGUUUCUUGGAGGCGUGGUCGGGCGGGAGCAACGCCAAGCGGAACGGAACUGCUCCUCGAGUCUUCAAAGGGAAACAGGACGUCGUCGUCGGCUGUGGGCAAGCAGAAGCCACAGGAGACAAAGGAGCCCAAGGGUGA